UGUCAGUACAGCCGUCCGUUUGUCUGUCGCGCAGGUGUGUGCCAUUUCUUCCUUUCGUGUUAAAUACCGAAAACUCCAGAUGACAAAGUAAACGCCCGAUGACUGGGAUAUUUCCCCGGACUCCUGAAACAAACUGGAGUGUUUGCGGAUGCUGUGGGAACGAAAAAAAACGGGGAAAAAAGCAGAGCUAACGGUCCUAACGUUAACACGUUAGCCCCGGCACGACAGGUGCACCGCGGCUACGAGGUUUGACACGUUAGCCUCAUCGUGUGUGUAAACACACAGCUUUAACAGCCCUGGAAAUAAGUGUUCCAGCUUCGUACAGAGUCAGCUUAUAAGUAUCGACAUUAUAGAGCAACCUUACACAAAGAGUGAAGUUCUACAUCAGGAAACCUGCAGCCUCGCCUCAGACCACCACCCUCCGCCCCUCUCUGCCUGUCUCCAGUUAUCACUCCCUACUCCCUUUUCUCCCCUCCACCUCUUUCCUGCCUGUUUUCACCUUUCAUCAUCUUGUGUCCUGUCCCCUCCACUCCCUCCUCUUCUUUUUUCAGUUUUUCGUCUCCCACCACAUCCUCCUGUCUCUGGGUCCCCCCUCUGUCCUCAGGGGCUGAAAGCUGACAUGGCUUCGGCCCAGUCAGAGAAGUCCAGCGUCCUGCAGGAGGAGCUCACCUGCCCAGUGUGCCUGGACUUGUACCGCGACCCCCACUUGCUUCCUUGCGGCCACAACUUCUGCAGCAUGUGCCUGGACCGCCUAAAGCGGCAAGCAGAGCGAGGUCGCUUCCGCUGCCCGGAGUGCCGCGACAGCCACCGGUGUGGCAUCAACUUUCAGAAGAACUUCAAACUAGCCAAUAUUUCUGAUGACUACCGGCGCCGGUGCAGAGCUACCACUGCAGCCGCCGCAGCCUCAAAGUCCAGCCAGCUGCUGUCAUCUUCUCUGGCGACGCAGCAAGUCGGCUUUGCGUUUGCUGUUCCAUGUGACUACUGCCCCCCAUUCGCCCCCGAGGCAUCAGACACCAGCGCCGCCACGGACGGGUCUUCUGCUGCUGCUGUUUCUCAGGAAGAUGCCGACAAGCAGGAAGGUGCCGCUGCGGGGUUGAUUUUUGCCGUCAAAACGUGCCUGAAGUGUGAGGUGUCCAUGUGCCAGGAGCAUGUGAAGCCACAUCUGGAAUUACCAGCGUUCCGCGAGCAUCCGCUGACAGAACCGAUGAUUGACUUCAGGAAGAGGAAGUGCCCGGAUCACGAUGAGAUAUACAGAUAUUACUGCAUGGAUGACAAGGUGUGCGUGUGCAACGCCUGCACCAUAGAAGGAGGACACCUGGGACACACGAUCAAGACCCUGAAAAACACAAUGAAAGAUCUCAAGGGAACGCUGGAUAAGCAGCUGUACCGGGUUGAAAGGAAGUACAGCAAGGCGGAGAGAAAACUCCAGGAGCAGAAGGAGAAGGAGAGGCAGAAUAAGAAGUUUCUGGAGGACUCUGAGCAGAGCCUGACCGGGCUGGGCGAGGAGAUUCAGGCCAAAGUGCUCGGCUUCGUCGUCAGGUUGCGGGAAUGCACGCGUACUCACUGUGAAACCAACGGGCCGACGAUUCAGAAGAACAUCUCCAGGAUCUGCCAGGACCAGGCCCGUCUCCAGGAGGCCCGCUGCGGCAUCGAAAGCCUCAUGCAGGAAACCGACCCGUUCCGCUUCAUCGAGGCAUACAAGACAGUAGGAAAACAGUGCUAUAGGAAGCUACGAAAAAGCAUGUUCUACCCAGAAUAUGUGGACAUGGAGACAGACGUUGUUGGCGUGAUGAUGGAAGGAGAGAUGAGGAAUUUCCUCGAGGAGCUACCGUGUCACAUCCUUCCUGCCAUCAGCUCCCUGUGUCAUCCGUCAGAUCUUGAGGAGGAGGAGCAGGAGGACAAUGAGGAAGAGGCUGCGGAGGAGGACUACAACUACGACGAAGACCUCGACGACAGCAGCGCUGAGGAAGUGAGGAGCGAGGGGGACGAGGAAGAUGACGACGACGAUGACGACGAGGACGAGGACGAAGGGCAUGACCAGAGUGAGCUGGCCGAUGAUCUUUACAGCCCGGAGGAGGAGGAGGAAGAGGAGGAGGAAGAGGAGGAUGAAGAGGACGAGGAUGGAGAAGAGGAUGACGAGGAAGACAGAGGGGUUUAACCGAGGACUUUAUUUAUAUACAUAUAUUUUUACAUUUCUGGAUUUAAUCUUAAUCUGCGGGUGAGUGCAGCAGAUGUUCAGGUCGUAACAUCUGCUUUAGUGUCGCACUCAUCUUCUCUUUGAAUGUCUCUUGUUCAGUUAAGGACUCAAACUGCUGCCAUGUUUUGCCUCGAACCUUCCUACAAUAUUCUGAGAUGAGACGCUGGCUGAUAGCAGAGCUUUGAUUCAGCUGGAUUUAAAUCUAACAAUGCACUGAGACUCUGCCAAUGUGAAUCUUAUGCUUAACCUGUGUUGCAUACUGCUAAACUUUAUUAAGGUGCUUUAUAACUAGAAGACGUUUGCUGUGUACGGACACGCACACGAAUGUGAAUGUAUAGUGACUUCAAACAGAAUGUGGCAAAACCUCUGCAUGUCUGUGAUUGUGCCGCAUUUUGCAACAGUUUGCUAAACAUUUUCCGAAAUGCCAGAACAGUGUUGACAGAUUUGAUUGAAUUUGUUUUAAGGACUUUCACCUGUUCACGUGAAUUUUUGAUACAACAGGUGCUAAGCAGAGAGAGCUUCUGAAGCCUCUGAAAGAAUUUCUCUUAAAUAUUCCAAGCGUAGACAAGGAAAUGUUUGUAAAGCUUCCCAGUUUUCCGCCACCAUAGAAAGCCUUUUGAUCGGCAUCCUUGCAAACAGGCCACGAUUCUGACGACAUGUUUGACCUGAAGGAGGACGAACACGCAAGGCCUCUAACAAUCACUUGAAUGAGUCCUGCGUGCACGGAUUGUUCUUUUUGUUUCAGUCACGCUAGAGCUACAACAUUGCAAGCCAAAGAGUAAGGAUGUGCGAGUGCAUGGAUGCUUUGAAAAGUUUGUUUGCUGGGCAUGAUGUUAGAAAAAAGAAAUGCUAUGUGUUAAUAACAUGAGGCUACAGGAUGACUUUGCUUUUCAUAGUUGUGCUUUAAAAGUAAUUGAUGCAUUAUUUAAAAAAAAUGUCAAAUGUUCCUAUGCACAGUUCAUACAUUAUUCCCAAAAUAUCAGUUUCAGGUGAUGAGGAAUUUUGCACUUUACUACAAAAAAUGCUAAGUUUGGCCUGAGAUAUUUGAAUGUUAAAAGACAAUUUUUAUUUUGAUACGAGUGAUUUUAUGACGUGCCAAACUAGAAAUAAUUAAUACAGCGUAAUAAAGCCUGUUGA
Chelmon rostratus (copperband butterflyfish) is the source of this 3334-nucleotide messenger RNA. RefSeq lists its product as uncharacterized. The transcript has 8 exons. Gene Ontology annotation, molecular function: zinc ion binding. The record is from RefSeq and is a predicted model, not a curated record. Lineage: Eukaryota; Metazoa; Chordata; Actinopteri; Chaetodontiformes; Chaetodontidae. The coding region runs from base 620 to 2158 and encodes 512 amino acids.